UUUAAGUUUAACGUAUUUGAAUCGAGAAAUCAAUCUAAGCUUGAACUAGUAUUUCAGAAAACCGAUUAUAAUGAAAUAUUUCAUGUUCCUUAUUACAAAAAUAUUACCAAAUUUAUGAAACUUUUGGGACAAGAUCCACGUGACAAAAGUAGCACUAAAAGUAUGAUUGUAAUUAUAGUGACAACCAGUAUUGUAAGCAUCAUUCUUCCAACGAUAAUUGAAUUAUACGUAUCACUACGUAAGAAAGACGCGGAUGGCGUUAUCGAGUGUUUGCCACAUUUUAUCGCAUCUUCGAUCGGUCUUAUUAAGAUAUUAAAUAUGCAUUUCAAUAGGCAAAAUUUUAGCAAAUUAUUCCAUCUGGUGGGGACACAAUGGGAUCAAUUGAAAUUAAGCGGUCAAUUACAUGUUCUGGAAAAAAUAGUUAUACAAGGCAACAAAAUGGCACAAUUUUAUCACAAUACUUUAGUAUCUUUUUUGAUACUCUACUUGCUGAUUCCGUUAAUUUCUCCCAUCCUAGACAUCAUCCAUCCAUUAAAUGAAACUCGCACACGACAGCAAAUACUUAGAGUUAAUUAUCUAUUUUUUGACGGUUAUGAUUAUUUCUUCUAUUCAUAUUUGCAAUUACUUUGGGCGGUAUCAGUUACUGUAUUCACAAUAAUUGGAGCAGACUGGUUAUACAUGUUAAUAAUUCACCACAAUAGCGGAUUAUUUACAGUUUGUGGAUAUCAGAUACAGAAAGUGGUAUCGAUUCAAAAUUACAAUGAUGAAGUUAUUUCGCAGAAUUACAUAUAUGAAAAAUCCCGAAACAGCGUGCUGAUGCAUAAAGAAGCUAUAGGAUUUUUCAUGCUACUAGAUAAAUCCAGUCAAAUUAGUUAUUUAAUUCAAGUUGGAUUGAACAUGUUGGGCAUGAGCGCCACAGCUGUACAAACAGUCGUAAAUAUACAUAGACCGGAAAUCGCAAUGCGAAAUGCUGUAUUCUGUGGUGCAAGUCAGUUUCAUUUGUUACUACUCAGCCUACCUGGCCAGGUGCUACUGGAUAGUUGCUCUACUUUAGCCGACAAUAUAUACAACUCUGCAUGGUACGCCACACCGGUGAAAAUUCAAAAAUUACUGUACGUAAUGCAAAUAAGGUGCAAGAAACUCUGUUCGUUGACUGCGGGUGGAUUGUACGACAUGAAUAUAGAAAAUUUCGGAAUAGCCUUUAAAACAUGCAUGUCUUAUAUCACAAUGAUGAUGUCACUGAGAGACUGAAUUGACUUGCAUUUACUGUUUCACUUAUGUCGUGUUAUCCCUGU
Messenger RNA from Frieseomelitta varia, 1295 nucleotides. RefSeq lists its product as uncharacterized. The record is from RefSeq and is a predicted model, not a curated record. The annotation marks the transcript as partial. NCBI's taxonomy places the organism in Eukaryota, Metazoa, Arthropoda, Insecta, Hymenoptera, Apidae. Gene Ontology annotation, cellular component: plasma membrane. Gene Ontology annotation, molecular function: olfactory receptor activity; odorant binding. Gene Ontology annotation, biological process: detection of chemical stimulus involved in sensory perception of smell; sensory perception of smell. The transcript is spliced from 9 exons.